AUGGAGCUUGUUGUGAUUCUUUUAUCGCUUAUGUUUUCAACAGCUAUCGCUCAUUCCACUCAAAGUACAGUACCUCUCAGAUCUUUCAAGAUGAGUGAAAAUGUAACAUAUGAUUGCAUUGAUAUUUACAAGCAACCAGGGCUCAAGCAUCCUUUGCUCAAAACCCACAAAAUUCAGAUGAAAUCAUCAGUUUCAAGACUUGAGUUAAAGAUGCAAACAGGCAAAAACGAAACAUCUAACAAAAGGAAGAUAGGGUGUCCAAAUGGAACUGUUCCUAUACUGAGGAAUACAAAAGAAUAUGUCACAAACUCUCAAAUGUAUGCUGAAAAGCAUUUUCAUCAGCUAUCAGCCGAUAGUCCUGGAACGCAUAUUGCUGGAGUAAGAUCAUCCAGUGGUCCAUUUCGUGGUGUACAAGCUUCGUUUAGUGCAAAUUCCCUAAACGUGGGAAAGGAUCAAGUCUCAUAUAGUCACAUAUAUAUAGGCAGUGGAUCGGAAAACCAAGUCAAUUAUAUCUCAGCUGGUUGGAUUAUAAAUCCAGGUUUAUAUGGCGACCAACGUGUUUGGACAUUUGGAUUUUGGAAGGGUAAGGAUGGGAAAGGAUGUUACAAUACCGCAUGUUCAGGGUUUGUUCAAGUAUCAAAGAAGAUUCCAAUUGUCGAGCCCCGUGAUCUUAAGACAGGGGUUCCUGGUUGGGUGCGAUAUUCCAUUCAUCAGGAUAAGAAUACAGGGAACUGGUGGAUUACGGAACUUAUGGAAGAUGCACCUAAUGAAGAUAUCGGUUAUUGGCCAAAAGAACUAUUUAACCUUUUAGACAAUGGUGCAAAUAUGGUUGGAGUUGGUGGUGUGGUACAGGCUUCACGUGAUGGUUUAAGCCCUCCCAUGGGUAAUGGUAAUCUUCCAAAUGCAGGCCGUCUGGAUUCAGGACUUUUCACAAAUAUUGAAGUCUUGAAUUCCAACUAUGAUCAACAUAAAAUGAAUGAUUAUCCUACAGAGAAUUUGUUAGAUAGUGAGAAAUGUUAUGGGCUAAGAAUUGGUACGGUAAAACGCUUCCACUAUACUCGUCUAGGUUUUUUUUUCAAUUAUGGUGGUCCGGGAGGGAUUUCAUGUGGGGUAUGA
Molecule: messenger RNA, 1116 nt
Organism: Eruca vesicaria subsp. sativa (arugula)
Lineage: Eukaryota; Viridiplantae; Streptophyta; Magnoliopsida; Brassicales; Brassicaceae
Source: the annotation of a GenBank genome assembly